UAUAAAAAGGCGUGUGUGUGCAUCCAGCGAUAGAGCAACAAAAGAAGAAAAAAAACAAGAAGGGCUAUGAUGGCAAGCUCAUGGGCUGGCAUGUUUAUUUUGGUGGUUGUGGUAAUAGUAGGUGUUUUUGAGGUUCCUAUGGCCAGGGCUGUGAGUCCUAGCGAGUGCAAAGAGGAGCAGAGGCUCCUUGUGCUUGAAUGCAAGCCAGUCAUACUCGGCCGCAGCCCAUCAGCCAACUGCUGCCAACGUAUUAGGGUCACCCACUGGGAGUGCGUGUGCCCUUCUGUUACUCCAAAGUUGGCAGCCUUAAUCGGAGUGGAACGCACCAUUAAGCAAAUUGAAGGCUGUGGACGGAGCGUUCCUCACCACUUCAAGUGUGGAAGUAUUACUACUCCAUGAGAAAGGAAUCACUAGGAUGAUAUAUAACUAUUUCUUGAACAUUUUAUCUCUUGUAACUCUUCAUUUGUGCUGAUAUACAUGUGUGAAAGAAAGAGAUGUUCUACAGUAUGGUAUCAUUGUCUACUUAUUUGAGAAUAAUAAUAAUAAUAAAGUUGAGUUGAGCUUUUUCUUUCUCAA
This is a messenger RNA of Durio zibethinus, 576 nucleotides long. RefSeq lists its product as uncharacterized. The record is from RefSeq and is a predicted model, not a curated record. Lineage: Eukaryota; Viridiplantae; Streptophyta; Magnoliopsida; Malvales; Malvaceae.